Molecule: messenger RNA, 1143 nt
Organism: Procambarus clarkii (red swamp crayfish)
Lineage: Eukaryota; Metazoa; Arthropoda; Malacostraca; Decapoda; Cambaridae
Source: RefSeq, a predicted model, not a curated record
AUGUCAGUGCCAGGCUCACCAUCACUGCUCAGGCCUCAGAAUGUCAGUGCCAGGCUCACCAUCACUGCUCAGGCCUCAGAAUGUCAGUGCCAGGCUCACCAUCACUGCUCAGGUCUCAGAAUGUCAGUGCCAGGCUCACCAUCACUGCUCAGGCCUCAGAAUGUCAGUGCCAGGCUCACCAUCACUGCUCAGGCCUCAGAAUGCCAGUGCCAGGCUCACCAUCACUGCUCAGGCCUCAGAAUGUCAGUGCCAGGCUCACCAUCACUGCUCAGACCUCAGAAUGCCAGUGCCAGGCUCACCGUCACUGCUCAGGCCUCAGAAUGCCAGUGCCAGGCUCACCAUCACUGCUCAGACCUCAGAAUGCCAGUGCCAGGCUCACCAUCACUGCUCAGGCCUCAGAAUGCCCCGUCCACUGUCAACCACCGCCAUGGCAACGAUCACCAUGACGACCACUCCCAUGGCAACGACCACCAUGACGACCACUCCCAUGGCAACGACCACCAUGACGACCACUCCCAUGGCAACGACCACCAUGACGACCACUCCCAUGGCAACGACCACCAUGACGACCACUCCCAUGGCAACGACCACCAUGACCACUCCCAUGGCAACGACCACCAUGACGACCACUCCCAUGGCAACGACCACCAUGACGACCACUCCCAUGGUAACGACCAUGACGACCACUCCCAUGGCAACGACCACCAUGACGACCACUCCCAUGGCAACGACCACCAUGACGACCACUCCCAUGGCAACGACCACCAUGACGACCACUCCCAUGGCAACGACCACCAUGACGACCACUCCCAUGGCAACGACCACCAUGACGACCACUCCCAUGGUAACGACCACUAUGACGACCACUCCCAUGGCAACGACCACUCCCUUGGUAACGACCACCAUGACGACCACUCCCAUGGCAACGACCACCAUGACGACCACUCCCAUGGCAACGACCACCAUGACGACCACUCCCAUGGCAACGACCACCAUGACGACCACUCCCAUGGCAACGACCACCAUGACGACCACUCCCAUGGCAACGACCACCAUGACGACCACUCCCAUGGUAACGACCACCAUGACGACCACUCCCAUGGCAACGACCACCAUGACGACCACUCCCAUGGCAACGACUAA